AUGUCUUCCACCAACGGCGACACCUCGCCACCCAACUUCAUCAACCAGUCUCCCCUCCCCUGUAUCAUCGACAAUGCCCCCUUCGCCCCUGCCAACACCUACGCCGUUUAUCGCACCGAUCAGCCCUCCUCCGCGCCUCGCGAUGUGACGCACAAAGUGCACAGCAUCUCCGCCGCGGACGUCUCCCGCGUCGUCGAGUCCUCACACGCCGCCUUCCCCGGUUGGAAGGCAACCCCUGUCGCACGUCGACGCGAAAUCCUCCUCAAAGCAUGCGCCCUCCUCAACGAGCGUAUUCCCGAGUACGCCGCCAACACCAUGGCCGAGACCGUGCUCUCUCGCGGAAUGGCAGGCUUCGAGCUCGCCGUCCUCGCCACGGGCCACCUCCAGUCGGCUGCCGAAAGCAUGACCCACGCUCUAAAGAGCGAGGUUCUGCCUCCCGGGGCAGACGGCGCCAUGAAGAUUGUCAAGCGCGAGCCCUUCGGCGUCGUGCUGGGUAUCGCACCUUGGAAUGCGCCCUUUAUUCUCGGGCUGAGGUCGGUGCUGUACGCGAUCGCAGCGGGAAACACCGCCAUUCUCAAGACGUCUGAGUUUGCCCCGCGUGUGCAUCUCAGCGUGGCACAGAUUCUUAUCGACGCCGGACUUCCCAAGGGCGUGCUCAACGUCGUACACGUCGACCCACAACACGCUCCCGAAGUCACCGAAGCGCUCAUCGCCCACCCCCGCGUUCGCAAGCUCAACUUCACCGGCUCCACCCGCGUUGGACGCAUCAUUGCCGCCACCGCCGCCAAGUAUCUCAAACCCGUUGUACUCGAGCUUGGCGGCAAGGCACCGCUGAUCGUGCUCGAAGACGCCGACCUGGACCUGGCCGCCAACGGCAUCCUGUUUGGAGGCUACUUGAACAGCAACCAGAUCUGCAUGGCGGUGAACAAUGUGCUCGUGCACGCCAAUGUUGCGGACAAGCUCACACAGACGUUGCAGACGCUGUUUAGCCAACACCGCGAGGUGUUUACAGCUAAGUUGGCGCAGGGGAUGGAGGACAGGCAUGCGCUGCGCUCGCUGUUCACUGCAGCCUCGGCGGACCGCUUGCAGGUGCUGUACAAGGAUGCGACUUCCAAGGGCGCAAAGGUGGUUGUGGGAGAGGCAGGGUUCGAUGGCGCGCUCGUGCAGCCCAUCAUCCUCUCCCCCGUCGACAAGAGCAUGAAGAUCUACACAGAAGAAACCUUCGGCCCCGUCCUGUCGAUCAUCACCUUCACCUCGCCCGCCGAGGCUGUCGAGAUCGCCAACACGCCCGACUACGGCCUGGCCGCCAGCAUCUACACGCGCGACCAAGUCCUGGGUCUGGAGCUCGCCGACCAGAUCGAAUCUGGCCAGGUCCACAUCAACAGCCAGAGCGUCCACGACGACCCCUCCAUGCCCCACGGCGGCUGGAAACACAGCGGCUACGGCAGGUUCAACGGUGUUGAGGGCGUCAGAGAAUUUACUCAGACCAAGGGCAUUACUUGUCAGAAGGGCGCCCCUACGCCGUUCCACUACGUUUGA
Molecule: messenger RNA, 1539 nt
Organism: Sporisorium graminicola
Lineage: Eukaryota; Fungi; Basidiomycota; Ustilaginomycetes; Ustilaginales; Ustilaginaceae
Exons: 1
Coding region: 1-1539 (512 amino acids)
Biological process (GO): aldehyde metabolic process
Molecular function (GO): succinate-semialdehyde dehydrogenase (NAD+) activity
Source: RefSeq, a predicted model, not a curated record